Molecule: messenger RNA, 1076 nt
Organism: Punctularia strigosozonata HHB-11173 SS5
Lineage: Eukaryota; Fungi; Basidiomycota; Agaricomycetes; Corticiales; Punctulariaceae
Exons: 4
Coding region: 25-897 (290 amino acids)
Source: RefSeq, a predicted model, not a curated record
UUGCGCUCGAGUAUUACACCCGCGAUGUCGAUCUCGCACUCCAGGACCGCCUCGUUUGGCUCGGCGUUGCUCAGUUGCGCGGGUUAUGCGUAUUGCGCUGCUCAAUCGCUGUCGGCGUGGCGCACCUUCAAAUGGGACCUGGAGAGUGAAUGGGAAGGCUCCGAAGACCCCUGGAAUCUGACUGGCCUCAAACUCUUAUCCGCUCUCGUCGUAGCCUACUUCACCUUCGCAGCCAUUGCCUGUGUGGUCGGUCUCUGGGGUGUUGCACGAAAUUGCCCAGCCAAAGUCCGGUUCUAUCGAGAUUACUCUAUCGGAGACUUCGCCGUCUCGACCAUUGGCACCGGGCUGGUGAUAUUCUCGCUUUCGAAUACCCAAACACGGUCGGAAAUAUGCGAACAGCUAUCGAGCAGACCCGAAGUUCUUCGGGACCUAAUCGAAAGUGGUCUAAGCCUGGAGAACUGCGAAUCCUGGCUGGAGAGGUCGGUGUACGGGACUGUGGCAAUAAUGGGCAUCUUGCUCAUGUUGAGAGCGCAUGCCCUCGUCGCCUUGAGCGUAUACUAUCGACGUCUAGUUCGUCCGCGCACUGCCGACUUCUCCACGAUGUUUCUGCAAACCCUCGAUAGCGACAUGCAUCCCCAGCGAGUCCUCUUGUUACCUGGUCAUAGGUCGAGGUCCGGAAGGCAACUUGUAUACGCCCCGGUCUCCCUUUCUGAGGCCGAUGCUCGUCAAUUACAUGCGACCGAAGCCUGGAUCGCGCCGUCAGCGUCGUCCACAAUGCCUGCCACCUUGUCGCCCACCAACGGUUCUCGCCAUAGGUACUGCGAGCCUACAGGACGCAUUUCCCUUCCCAUCGCCCCAGGAGAAGGACUCUUGCCAGUGUACAAGGAGACGGUGUGAAGAAGGCGUUGUCAUUUUUCAUAGGUCGCCCGUGUGUUCGUCCCCUCUUUGACCGAGAUAUCACACAGUUCAUACCCAUCGCUGCAUUGCGUGUAAUAUCCACCGUUGGCCGUAAAGCUUCUGUGUUGUAGCUUCAUGUAUCUAGAGCACGUCGCGACUAUAGAGGCAUGCUCCCUGAG